Olea europaea var. sylvestris is the source of this 1008-nucleotide messenger RNA. RefSeq lists its product as uncharacterized. NCBI's taxonomy places the organism in Eukaryota, Viridiplantae, Streptophyta, Magnoliopsida, Lamiales, Oleaceae. Gene Ontology annotation, molecular function: zinc ion binding; nucleic acid binding. Bases 1 to 1008 code for a protein of 335 amino acids. The record is from RefSeq and is a predicted model, not a curated record. The transcript is spliced from 2 exons.
AUGAGAGACGAUGAGAUGUUUGAUGUCUUUUAUGCGAGCUUAAUUGAUGUAGUAAAUUCGUCCUUCAACCUAGGUAAAAGAAUCCUUGAGCCUAAGAUAGUGAGAAAGAUUCUUAGAUCCUUACCUGAGUGUUUUAGGCCUAAAGUCACCGCAAUUGAGGAGAGUAAGGAUAUAGACACUAUCAAGGUAAAGGAGUUAGUUGGAUCCCUCCAGACCUAUGAAUUGACCUUAGACAAUCCAGUUAAGGAAAAAUCCAUAGCCUUAAAAAUCGCUAGGAAUAUCCAGAUGGAAUCUUCUGAUUCUGAUUCACCCAAUGAUGAGAAGAUGGCCUACCUAACUAAAAAAUUUCAAAAAAUAUUUAGGAAUAAGAAGAAGCCUCGAGAGAGACAAAGAGGUGGCCCGAGUGAAUCUAGGAAGAAAUCUAAAUCCGUGAGAUGUCAUAACUGUCGCGGUUUCGGUCAUGUAAGGAAUGAGUGCCCUAUUGCUAAGAGAUUUGAAGAGAAGGCUAUGAAUACUACUCUCACUGAUGACGAGGGUAAAAGUGGAUCCGAUCAAGAAAGUGAAAGGACAGAGGACGUAGAUAGUAGUGAAGAUUCUAGUGAUGAGAGUGGAAGUGUGGAAGAUCUAGAAAUAGCCUAUGAUAGGAUGUAUGAGGAAAGCCUCAAGAUCUUAGCUACUACCCAGGCAAUGAGUAAGAAAUUGAAAGAGCUUAAGCCAAAGAAGGAAAAGUUAGAGGCCCGUGUUAGUGAUCUCACCGAUAAGAAUGAGAUGUCCUCUAGGAGAGUAAGUGAGCUGACCAUUGUGAAUGAGACCUUAGCUAUUCAGGUUAAACACCUUGAGAGUGAGCUAGAGUUGUCUAGGUCUCAGUUACUUGCCUUUUCUAGCAGUUCUGAAAGGCUAGAUAAUAUUCUAGGAAUAGGCAAGCCGACUGGUGAUAAGGGAGGUCUAGGUUUUGAUCUGAAUGUUGCUAGUACAUCACAGACCACCUUUGUUCGUGCUACUGACUAG